AUGGAACGCGAAGUGAACAACAAUCCUGAUGUAUCACCGGGAAAAAAUCCGUUUUCAAUCGAAACACUCCUGCUCAAGAAGGAAGAUAAGGUACGGUAUCCUGGGGAAAACCGCAAUAUGGCACCAUGGCACAUACCGGCGCCGACUAUAAUACCAGGCGAGGAAAAAUUUGAGGGGGAUAAGAAAAAGAGGCCAAGAACCGCCUUCACGUCAUCCCAAAUCAAAGCUCUUGAAACUGAAUUUGAACACAACAAAUAUCUUUCUGUCGCUAAAAGAAGCCAACUUUCAAAAACACUUAAAUUGACGGAAACACAGAUAAAGAUUUGGUUUCAAAACAGAAGGACAAAAUGGAAACGCAAAUACACUAACGACUUGGAACUUCUGGCACAGCAGUACUACAGCAAUUUAGGCGUUAGUGCAUCGCGACCAAUUUUCAUUGGAGAUCGAUUAUGGUUUUUUAACUGUCCCGGUGGGUCUUCGGUUGGAGGAAUUCUGCCACCCCCUUUCCUACCCCACGCACAACCUUUGGCCAGUAACUUAAUCCACCAGUCACCUUUUUCUGACUUCCCUUCUGUUCUGCCCCAACUGGAUAUACCGCCUUUACCAUCAAGUCCGAGAUAGUUUGGUCAAUUGGAUGUUUUUCUUCAAUUUAUUGAUUUGGUUGAUAUUUUUCCACUAACGUUGAGGUGGAUUUGCGUUUUUGAGAAUAAGCUGGAUAUACAUAUUAUUAUUAUUAUUAUUGAUAGCGAUUUCCCUUUGUUAAUAAUUUAAGUAUUUAAUUAAACCGAAAAACAAUUGUAGA
Messenger RNA from Cimex lectularius (bed bug), 802 nucleotides. RefSeq names its product homeobox protein MSX-2-like. Gene Ontology annotation, molecular function: DNA binding; DNA-binding transcription factor activity, RNA polymerase II-specific. Bases 1 to 621 code for a protein of 206 amino acids. NCBI's taxonomy places the organism in Eukaryota, Metazoa, Arthropoda, Insecta, Hemiptera, Cimicidae. The transcript has 4 exons. Gene Ontology annotation, biological process: regulation of DNA-templated transcription. The record is from RefSeq and is a predicted model, not a curated record.